GUCGACACUCAAGUGCGCUGGUCGCUCCGCGCCGUGCGAUCCCUGCGUCUCGGCACCACGCGACCACUAGGCGACUGACACCGCUCGGAGUGCCGGACUCAACCGCGGCAUCCAUCGCAGGACCAGCAGGAGGGAGGAGGGCGCUGCUUGCGAGCAGAAGCUCUCCGCUCGCUCGCUCGACGCGCGCUCCAACGCUUUCCCGAAACGCGACUCCGCUGGGGAGAACCGAGCGUGGAGACGAAGAGGAAGACGCUCGAGCUCGUGUCCAAUGAAUGCCGCCGCCGUCUUCCCGUGGGAUCUGCUGGGCCCGAGUCCGGUCGGUGUGGAACCACUGCGGGCGGCCGCUAUGCGACUCGCGUCGCUGCCGCCGCCUCCAGACGGCGGCGCGAGUCCCGCAGCCUUCCCACGCCACGUGGGGCCGCAGAGAGGGCGAGGGGAGAAGCGCAAGCUGCGAAAGGCCCUGGUGGAGAAGGACAGACGGCACCGCAUGAACGAGAGCUUCCACGAGCUCAAGCAGCUCAUGCUGCGUCUCUGCGACAGUGGCGCAGAAGCAGCAGCAGAGCAGCAGGCGCAGACGUGCGUCUCACAGCAGCAACAGGACCGCAGGCUGGAGAAGGCGGAUGUGCUGGAAGGAGCUGUCGCUUUCAUUCGCUCGUCCAUCCUGGCUGUGCAGGAUCGCGGCCUGGAGGCGCUCACAGUGCAGCCACAGCAGCCACGCGUAGCCGCUCUCCAGCAGCAGCUGGAGGCAGCUACGAAGCCUCCUGGCGCAGCGCGGACACGCGUCCCAACGCCGGCCUCGUCCCCGGCCUCCCUGGACCUCGCUACCGCGCAGGUGGCGCGCGGGCCGCACGGAUGCGAGCAGCAGCAGCGGCACGGGAGAGGAGGAGCCGUGAAGCUCCUGAAGGCGGAGGCGGCGCUGGGACUCGGCGUGUGGAGGCCAUGGUGA
This is a messenger RNA of Lethenteron reissneri (Far Eastern brook lamprey), 946 nucleotides long. RefSeq lists its product as uncharacterized. Gene Ontology annotation, molecular function: protein dimerization activity. The record is from RefSeq and is a predicted model, not a curated record. Lineage: Eukaryota; Metazoa; Chordata; Hyperoartia; Petromyzontiformes; Petromyzontidae.